CUGAUUCAGUUCGUACAACAUAAACACAAAGCAUGCAGCUUUUGCUGGUUCUUUGAACUUUGAAGCCAAACAUGAAAACUGGGUUCUGCAUGAUGACGAUCAUGAUCACAUCUUUGUCUGAUCUUGAAUGCUGCACCCAAAAAGGUGAAGGCAGGCCAAUAAGAUUAAUUCUCAGUCUCACAGCUAUUUGUUUGACCAGUAUCUUGGGAACCAUAGUGUUUGGUUUGUACAGGUUGCAAGCUAACCAAAGAGGAAAAACCACAGUAAAAGCAGGGAAGUAUGAAAUGGCUGAUAAGAUUCAGACUUCACGAGCCACAAUAAGAGAAUAUAUUGGAAAAGAUGAUCCAUCUGAGCUAUUGAUCUAUGAUUUUGAUAACAUAUUAGUUGCUACAAACAAUUUCAGUCUCGCAAACAAACUCAGGCAAGGAGGAUUUGGCCCAGUUUAUAAGGGUAAGCUACCAGAAGGGAAGGAAAUAGCAGUAAAAAGACUAUCUAGUAGCUCAGGCCAAGGCAAAGAAGAGUUCAACAAUGAGACUUUGUUGAUCUCCAAUCUUCAACAUAAAAAUCUUGUUAGACAUGGGUGCUGUGUUAAAGGGGAUGAGAAGUUACUGAUUUAUGAGUUCAUGCCCAACAGAAGCUUGGAUACUUUUCUAUUCGAUCCAAUGAGAAGAGCAGUGUUGGAUUGGCCUUGCCGCUUCAAUAUUAUUCAGGGCAUAGCUAGAGGGCUUCUUUAUCUCCAUCACGAUUCCUGUUUGGAAGUAAUACAUAGAGAUCUGAAAAUUAGCGACAUUCUCUUGGAUGAGAAAAUGAAAGCAAAAAUUUCAGAUUUUGGAUUGGCACGCAUUGUUCAAGAGACACCAGAUUUAGAAAAUACUGAGAGGGUUGUGGGAACGCUGCAUGGAGCUUAUGGAAUGAAGGCAGUGGAUUGGCACUGGUUGAUGAAGUAUUAGGUGAUUCAUAUUCCGCCACAGAAGUAAUGAGAUGUGUGCACAUUGGGCUUCUUUGUGUACAGGACAAUGCUGCAGAUAGACCAACCAUGGCAGAUGUAGUUCUCAUGCUAAGUAGUAACACAGAUGGUCCCCAACCUAAGGAGCCUGUAUUCACUAUCCUGUAUUCGCAUGCCAGUAUAUCGUCCUCAACCAGAGUAUGAAAAUACUUGCUCCACAAAUGAGACUACCAUAACAGCAAUUCAAGACGAUAGGAGAUAGCAAAUUAUUGCAUCACAAUGCUGUAUCAUAUUUAAUUAGUUAGAGAAGGGGAGCUCUUUGAUCAUUCAACUGCAAAACAUGUUUUCCAACUUAUUUAUUAAAAAAUGAUGCAUACAGUUAGUUUAUUGUGUGUGUAGGAUUCUGCAGUCUGCCGACCAACCUCUUUGUGAUUUAUAUGAGAACUGAAUGUUUGUAGGCCCUUCCAGAAAAAUAAAAUCAAGAUUGGAGCAACUAGUCAUAGAAGCAUCUCACACUUGGAACAAAAGGGAAAACAAACAUUAAAAGAAGCAACUGGAUUAUUUUUAUUACAUUAGACAAUUGAUCUGCAGAAAUUAUUGGCUUUGUUGACUUCCAGAUUUGGACAGCUUGGAUUUAAUAACGACUGAAAAAUUUGUAGUACGCUUCCUUCUGUGUAUUCCAUUCCUCCAUCUUUGGGUUCUUACAAAUUAGUGUAUUAGAUUUAGCUGUGAUUUAAUUUUCUAGAGCAAAGCUUUGAAGAGUGGCUGAUCAUUGGUGUGGGAAUAGUGCACUCCUUUGCUGAUUGUUUGAUGUUAGGUUAUGAAGGUGACGACAGGCCACAUGUGAGAAGUGGAAUCUUGAUUGGGUGUCUCACCAGAAGAAUUAAUGACCUCAAGUUGCUGCUGAUAGGGCUAAUAAACAAGGACUGCAAGACUAUUUAAAAGUCUUCUGCCGAUGACUCUCAGGGUACCAUUUUCUUAAUACAGAAAACAAGUGUCGUUUCUGUGACAAUGAAGUUUACUAGUAUAUAUGGGCAAUCCUCCAAAGACUUCUGUCUAUGAUGAAAGCAUUGGGAUAUAUCUCCAAGGAAAGUUGUAUGGGUGGCCAAUAGAGAAAAGCCUCUUGCAGGUGCAGACACCUUGGCUAGAUUGAGAAUUAGUAGCAAUGGGAAUCUGGAGCUUGUAGAUGGGAAGCAGAAUUCUGUGUGGUCAAUCAAUGUGAAUACUUGGUGACAUCAUUUAACACUAGUCCAGCAGCAGUUCUGUUGGACAACGGAAACUUCGUUGUCCCAGAUCAUAUGGGAGUUGACCAUUUCAUAUGGCAGAGCUUUGAUUAUCCUGGUGACACAAUGCUGCCGAACAUGGUGCUGGGAUAUGAUAGAAAAUCUGGAAAGAGCAGUUUCUUGACAGCCUGGAAAAGUGAGAGUGAUCCAUCCACUGGGAUAUUCUCAGCUGCAGGUGGACUGGCGGCAGAGAUGCCAGGACAAGUGGUCAUAUGGAAUAAAUCAAAGUUCAACCGAUCAACUCGCCACUGGAGAACUGGGCCAUGGGAUAAAUCAAAGUUUAUCGGUGUACUUGAUAUGGAUAACCAAUAUCUAAGUGGAUUCAAUCUGGAUGAAAAUGUGGAGCAGGGAACAAUUCAUUUCUCUUUUACUGUUUUUAACAAAUAUCUUACAUAUCUGGAGCUCUCUUCAGAUGGAAUUACAAAGCUUAUGCGUUCAGAGAAUGGUGGAAACUGGUCUCUCCAGUGGGAGGCACUGCAGAAUCAAUGUGACUAUUAUGGAAAAUGUGGACCCUUUGGGGUUUGCAAAAUUUUGAAACCUCCAAAAUUCGCAAAAACAGCUUCAGAAUCUCCAAUCAGCUGCAAGUGUUUGAAAGGGUUUGAACCAAAGCCUGACCACGAAUGGAGCAAAGGAAACUGGACAGGAGGGUGUGUGAGAAAAAAAAAGGUUAGUUUGUGAGAGCCACACGAAUAAGUCAUCUGUCUCAUCGAAAAGAAAACAAGAUGAGUUUAUGAAGAUGGUAAGGGUAAAAGUACCAGAGUUUCAUGAAUAUGAGCCUUUGGAGGUGGAAGGCAAAUCCGAGGACUGCAAGAUAAAAUGCCUACAUAAUUGUUCGUGUCUUGCUUAUGCUUUUGUCGAUAAUAUAGGUUGUUUGGUAUGGUCCAAAGACCUUAUUGAUAUACAGGAAUUCCCCUCUGGUGGAGAAGAUCUUUUUAUCCGCCUAGCACCUCGAGGUAAA
This is a messenger RNA of Rosa chinensis, 3187 nucleotides long. RefSeq names its product G-type lectin S-receptor-like serine/threonine-protein kinase At1g61460. The record is from RefSeq and is a predicted model, not a curated record. NCBI's taxonomy places the organism in Eukaryota, Viridiplantae, Streptophyta, Magnoliopsida, Rosales, Rosaceae. Gene Ontology annotation, molecular function: protein kinase activity; ATP binding. Gene Ontology annotation, biological process: protein phosphorylation.